Magnolia sinica is the source of this 649-nucleotide messenger RNA. Its product is annotated as plasma membrane ATPase 4-like. The record is from RefSeq and is a predicted model, not a curated record. The coding region runs from base 97 to 585 and encodes 162 amino acids. The transcript has 3 exons. NCBI's taxonomy places the organism in Eukaryota, Viridiplantae, Streptophyta, Magnoliopsida, Magnoliales, Magnoliaceae.
AACAACUUCAUGUGAUUUUAGUAUCCAUGCAAUAAUUUCCAUUGCAAACAGGACGAAUCCAUCAAACUGAACUCUUAUGAGAUUUUGGUGUCCUUCAUGCAGUCUGCUUUUACCAGAGAAUCUCUUCCGGUCAUAAACAGGACAGGAGAUGAAGUAUUUUCCGGUUCGACAUAUAAGCGUGGAGAGGUUGAAGCUGUUGUGAUUGCCACUAGUGUUCGCUCUUUCUUUGGGAAAACAUCACAUUUAGCAGACUCCAUUGAAGUGGUCGGACAUUUCCAGAAGAAAUCCUUUCCAUUGACUGAAGAAGAGUAUCUACUGAGGCUUGAUGAUGUUGCAAACACAUUGAAAUGCUGGGGAGCUGUCUCACAUAUUCGGAAUAGGCUCGCCAAAUUGAAGGAGCGGCCUCGGACAGGAAAGGAGGAUAGGUUUUUCAAUGAUAUGCCUACCACAUCGCAUAAGAGUAAUGCAGGACUACCCAUUUUUGGAGGUUUGUGUCCUUAUCUCACAUAUGAUGCUCUUGUGCAUCUUUGGAGGGACAACAUGUCUAAUUUUGUUUUAGAUCUGUCACACAAGAAAUGGUUAUAAUAAGCGUGGAUGGUUCUGUACUUGAUCUAAUAUCCAAAAUUAUGUUGUAUCUUUGCCUUGGAUC